AUGAAGCAAUCUGACGAGCUGAUUAAGAUUGCCUUGCAGGGCCUAAGGUACCUGCAGACCUAUGCGUGGCUAUUUCUGCGAACACUGGUCACAGCAGGCUAUCUUGGCUGGAUCGCAUUCACUUUCACGACACCCGUAGAUGUCUACGUGCUCGAUGGCAAGAUCGAUGUGCAGAGGCCACCCGGACUCAUUAUAACUUUUGCCUCGAUCCUGGUCGGGCUUUACAGUCUGCUCAUUUUACAGGCAUCACCGAUCACAUACUACGCGUACGCCUUCUUUCCAGUCUUGUUUUGGGAAGAGGUUUUUGCGCGGUCGAGGGAGGGCAAGAAAAAAUUGUUUUCGCAGUUUUCGAAGAGUGAUACAGUUCAGUUUGCAUUGAACAUCGCUGCAUAUUUGGCAUUGCUGGAAGUCAUGGUUCAAAGCUACUACAAUCGACGGGUCUAUACGAUUGUCCACCUGACCGCUACCGCUUGGCCACUGCUUUACGAUACAGACUUCGUCAAGACAAACUUUUUCCUCUGCACUACAUGGGCACUUUCCUGCGCUGCUAUGAGCGUCUUCACUCUUCUACCAGCUAAAGAAUUGGAGGAUAUAACCUUCAUUUCUGUCGGUGGCAUCCUAAUCCUUCUAGUCGGUUUCUUGUAUAUUGCGUUUGAAAAGAGACUAUUAGUACAGACUGCGCCCUCAAAAGAUGGGCCGGGCGCAGCAGAUGCCGAUGGUGUGUCGAGAGCGAUUCAUGGUUUGCAGGUCGGACUAGUUGCUCUUGCAAUGCUUGUUACGAGGUCGAGUGUGGCUUCUUUAGAAGACGAAGCAGGGACUUCCGCUGGGAACACAGAUUGCUGGGUGGGCUACGCUGGAGUCUGUCUCUUCUUCCUCUUCCUGCUGCACUCCGCCUUCUUCAGCACCGGAAACAUCGUCUCGGUCUCCUCAUUCUCGCUGGACGCUGUCUACCGGCUACUUCCGAUCUUCGAUCCCUUCAGCCAGGCGGCUCUUCUCAUCUUCAAGAUUCUGGCUCCUUUCGCCCUGGUUUCUGCCAACCUUGGAUUUCUGACCAAGAGACUGAGGCUUCAAGGUGGGAGUCUGUUCACGGUUGUCAUGGGCAUCGGUGACUACAUAACUCUGCGCUUCUUCUGGGCAGUAAGAGAUAAGGGGAGCUGGCUGGAGAUUGGAGAGAGUAUUAGCAUGUUUAUUAUUGCUUCUGCGUUAUGUGUUUUUGUUGCGGGGUUAGAGGCUUUGUCGGAGGUGUUUGUUAGAGGUGUGGAGUUCCAAGACGAUAUGUAG
Aspergillus viridinutans is the source of this 1281-nucleotide messenger RNA. RefSeq names its product glycosyl phosphatidyl inositol anchor synthesis. Gene Ontology annotation, molecular function: mannose-ethanolamine phosphotransferase activity. Gene Ontology annotation, biological process: GPI anchor biosynthetic process. The transcript is spliced from 4 exons. NCBI's taxonomy places the organism in Eukaryota, Fungi, Ascomycota, Eurotiomycetes, Eurotiales, Aspergillaceae. Gene Ontology annotation, cellular component: endoplasmic reticulum membrane. Bases 1 to 1281 code for a protein of 426 amino acids. The record is from RefSeq and is a predicted model, not a curated record.